Toxotes jaculatrix (banded archerfish) is the source of this 1795-nucleotide messenger RNA. RefSeq names its product IQ motif containing K (gene iqck). Gene Ontology annotation, molecular function: protein binding. The transcript has 9 exons. Bases 1 to 1056 code for a protein of 351 amino acids. The record is from RefSeq and is a predicted model, not a curated record. Lineage: Eukaryota; Metazoa; Chordata; Actinopteri; Toxotidae.
AUGGCGAAGACUAUCGGUGCCAAAAAAUCACUUUGGCAACAAGUGUGUGAAGAGUAUGAAGCUGAGCAGCCUAGUCCUCCCAGUGCUGUGUGGACAGACAGCAGUUCAGGGAGCACCCAGUUCUCCCAGUACAGCGCCAGUACACAUUCCCCAGUCUUCUAUGGGCUCACAACAGCCAAGGUAUUUGUGGAUGAUGAUCCUCUGAGAGACUUUGACCCACUUCUUUGCCACCCUGCUCUCGCUGGUUACUCUGUGUUGGCAGAACCUCCCCCACCAAGCCAGAAGCACCCAUCAGCAGCUCAAAGUACAUCGCUUCUACAACUCCAUGAACGUCCUGUCACACGUUUCAUGGAGAGAAAGGUGUUUCCAGUGUUGUUGCCCGGGCUGGAGGCUUUGCUGAGAGAAGCUCAGAACCGCAGCUGUUUCCAGAGGAAAAUAACAGCAUUUAACCCAUGUGACUUCCUUACUGAGUGGCUAUACAACCAUAACCCCCGCAGGCAAGGACAGGUCCCAGUGAACUUCCAUGACAUCCCCUUUGUCAAGGACUGGCUCAGCAUGCAUCCCAGACGACCCAUCCCUCUGUUUCUACUCCUGAAUGAGGAUCAGGCUGCUCUGCUCAUCCAGGCUUUCUGGAGGGGAUACAAGAUCAGGGCACGCCCAGAUGUGCAGGAGCUGCGCCAGUGGCAAAAAGAACUGAGAGAGAACCACGACAUUGCCAAAACUGUCGAGCAGUUCUGGGCCCAACAAGAGAGCCGAGUGGGCUCAGCUAUGACAGACCUUCCAGAAAGCCCCCAGCCUGGUAACUCUGAUGUGUCCAUCCAAGUGGUUUGCCCCACCCCCCAGAGCACCGUGGUUCACACCCCCACCACCCAGAUGACCCCCGAGGCUGGUGAGUGGCUGACCCCCAGCAUGUGCAGUGUGGAGGUAAUGGCCACCACAUCACCACUGAGUAAUAUUCUGGCUGUAGCUGAGGCGGGUGACAAAUCCCUGACUGCAGUAUCUCCUUCGUUACUAGGAUCUCACAACUUCAGCUUGAUUGGCGGCACUGUUAACUAAAACUAUUAGCUGUGUGUACAAGGUUUUUCUGGUGUUUAAAGGCUAUUAAGCUCUGUUAGGUUUAUGUCAAACUGGCCAAAGUGAUCAGUCAAACAAGCCAUUAAAAACGCCUGUAACCAGUUGGAUAUGGCCAGGCAGGAAUUUAUGGUCUGAGAUCCGUGUCUAAUUAGUUGAUUGCUUUCAUUGCCCUUUUGAUGGAUCACUUCCUUUCAUGAGUCUCACCCUACAAAUGAACAUCAUAUAGUACGGUUCAUAUAGUUGGGAGUGAAACCUCUUGUAAAAGACUUAAUGUUUCCUCUCAGCACCUCUAGCUGAUUGCUCACUGGAAGAUAACCAGUCAUAUUUCCUUGACUUGUCAUUUCCUUUUUCUUUAACGGUACAUAUCGCUCAACAAAAAGGGUUAUACUGUUUCCAUUCAAGCCAGGAACUGAGGCCAGAGCGAAAGGUGAUUCAGCGUACAGAGCAGCACUUUCUCUCCUGUUUAUCAGAAAAGGAAAUUACACCGUCAAGGAAACAGAGAACAAAAAAAGAGCGUUCACUGGUUGGGGUCAUUGAGAACUAUCUGACAGAGUGGCAAAAAGAAAUAUCCAAUAUACUCUAUGUGUAUUUGAAAAAAGAACUAAUCAGCAAACGUGUCUACUUCUUGCCAGUAAAUUAACAUUUCCACAAAUCUACUUUUGAUAAGAUAUGAAGGUUAUGUGAUAGUUUGUGGCAUGACUUAAUGCAUAAAUCACUGACA